UUCAGGCAGUGAAUUGAUUCAGUUUGUGUGCAGAGCCCUCCUCAGCUGAGAGGAAAGAAAAGCAGCUUCUUCCUGCAGGAAUGAUGCACCUUGGACUUUUCCUUCUGCUCUUCCUGRCAGGCAGGGUGUUGUGUAAUGUUUGCAGUUACCAGGAUGUUCUGGAUUACCUGAACCUGACAGUAGAAAACAGUGUGUUUAAACUGACCCGGCCCGUUCUGGACUACACACACGUCACCGUGGUGAAGCUGGACAUCAUCCUUUAUGCCAUACUGGGAGUGGUCGAGAAAACUCAAACGUUUGUUCCUUUCAUCUGGGCAUCUAUGAGUUGGAAGAACGAACGUAUCUCUUGGGACCCGGCUCAGUUUUGUGGAAUCACUCAGUUCUCGGUUCCUGUAGACAUGCUGUGGAAACCAGACGUCUUCAUCUAUGAGAUGACAGAGAAGAACGACUCCCCUCAGAGACCAUACCUAAUGGUGUCUUACGACGGGACAGUGUCUUCUGAAGAAGAAAUGCGGGUGGUGAGCACCUGCAAGAUGGACGUCCACAAGUUCCCCUUUGACACUCAGGAAUGCAGCAUAACCAUUGGUUCUUCACUACACAGCAUAGAUGAAAUGCAGUUUUUUCCUUUCUCAAACUCCUCUCGGGCCACAGAAUUUUCCCGAGAGUUGAUGAAGACUCAGGGAGAGUGGGAGUUCCUGCAGCUGUCCAUCAAUGCCUCCAAUGUCAUCUUCCAGAAUAAAAGUUGGGGUUUGCUUACAUACUCGGUUACCAUAAAGAGGAGACCCCUCCUCCACGUCAUAAAUUUCUUGUUGCCCAUCCUGUUCUUCCUGGCUCUGGAUCUUGCCUCCUUCUAUAUCCCUGACCACGGAGGGGAGAAGCUGAGCUUCAAAGUCACGGUGCUGCUGGCCAUCUCUGUCCUGCUGCUCAUCCUGAAYGACAUCCUGCCCUCCAUGUCCAACAGGACUCCUCUCAUUGCGACCUACUGCAUCGUGAUUUUUGGUUUGAUGCUGUUCAGUCUUUUGGAGACAAUUUUGAUCACAUAUCUGCUGGAAAAAGACUCUAAAGAUGAGUUUCAGGACAUCGAAGAUGACAAACCUAAACUUGUCCAGACUGAGACCUGCAAUACAGGUGAAAAGGAAACUGGCUGUUCUUGCAUCUGCAGAAUGACUAAAAGCAAAAAGCAGCACGAGUUCCUGCGUGUUGCUGAAGAGGUGAACCACAUCGUCCAGUCAGGAGAGUCUCACGUGUUGCUGCUGAUCCUGGACGAGUUGAAGAAGCUGCAGAAAAUCGCUUGUUUACAUCUCGGCUGCAAAGAGGAGAAGAGGAAGUCUGUAUCCUGGGCAAAGAAAAUCAACAGCGCUUUCUUCGUUUUCUACUUCGUCACCGUUUUGCUCUUUUUAUCCUUCAUCUUCAUGGAAUGGAAAGCUUAACAAUGUUGGAAACAAAAUUUGCCGCAGAUCCACAYGAGCAUGUCGUUUCUUAACGCAGGAAUGUUGCUGAAUAAACGUAAAAAUGAUGCUGGGUUGUGCUUUUAGAAAUGCAGGUUUUUGUUUUGUAUCAUAAACAACUUUAAUGUGAAUUAGCAUUUCAGAUUCAAAAUGUAAUAAUUCAUUAGGCAUGAAUAUACUGUUUGUUUGAAGAAAAUUGUUU
Molecule: messenger RNA, 1650 nt
Organism: Austrofundulus limnaeus
Lineage: Eukaryota; Metazoa; Chordata; Actinopteri; Cyprinodontiformes; Rivulidae
Product: 5-hydroxytryptamine receptor 3A
Exons: 10
Coding region: 81-1430 (449 amino acids)
Biological process (GO): monoatomic ion transmembrane transport
Cellular component (GO): membrane
Molecular function (GO): extracellular ligand-gated monoatomic ion channel activity; transmembrane signaling receptor activity
Source: RefSeq, a predicted model, not a curated record